This is a messenger RNA of Podarcis lilfordi (Lilford's wall lizard), 486 nucleotides long. The record is from the annotation of a GenBank genome assembly. NCBI's taxonomy places the organism in Eukaryota, Metazoa, Chordata, Lepidosauria, Squamata, Lacertidae.
AUGCGCGGAGUGGUGGUGGUGACUCUUCGUCUCUCUCGGCUCCAUCUUGGAUUGGCGACUGAGUGUGGAACUAUGCAACUCUGUAUUCAUGCUCAGAAUCUGCACAAGCUUGAGGUGACCGGGCAAGAAACAGUAGCUCACCUUAAGGCCCACAUCGAGUCCUUGGAGGGCAUUGUGCCUGAGGAUCAGGUGAUCUUCCUUGGUGGAACCCCCCUGGAAGAUGAUGCGGGCAUCAGUGACCUCACAAUGCUGGAGGUUGCUGUACGCAUGCUGGGUGGUAAGGUCCAUGGCUCCCUGGUUUGUGCUGGCAAAGUGAGAGGCCAGACCCCAAAGGUGAAGAAGAAGAAGAAGAAGAAGAAGAAGAAGAAGAAGAAGAAGAAGAAGAAGGAGACUGGCCGUGCCAAGAGGCGCAUGCAAUACAACCGCUUCUUUCUCAACAUUGCGCCAGGCUUUGGCAAGAAGAAGGGCCCCAAUGCCAACUCCUAA